AUACAUAGUAAAUUUACUUCUUAAACCCAUGGGAUAUUCUUAUUUGGAAUAUUGGCUACACUGACGAAAAAAUAAAAGAAUGUGAAAGAGAAGACGCUAAUCUUAUCAUAACGGUAGUGAGCAGUUUGCAUUAAUUUGUUUCAUUAGUCUUACAAAUGUUGACAUGUAACGUAAUGUAGAAUCGUAUCGAUUGGGGGAUUGCGUUGUUGAGACAUGUAUACCAAAAGUCAUAAUUUCACUGUCAUGUGUUAUGCGAUGUGAUAAUUACAAAGUAUUCACUACAAUGAUGACUGAUCGUAUCGACACUUCUCUGUCAUUUACAAUGAAAAAAGAACAGAAUGUUUGUAAUGACAGCGACAGUGAUAUUAGCAUGGAUAAUGGCAAUGACUUCUCAUCUGUGUCCCUACCGACAUUUUCUAUUAACAAUUCUAUUAUUGCUGACGAAUCCAACGACGAGUUCUUACAUCUCACUCCAAUGGUUCGUGCAGUAUAUCUGUCUUAUCUCCAUGAAUGCUUACUUAGAAAUUAUACAACUUGUUAUAAACAAAAUAAUGAUAUCCCAAAUAUCCAAGUUAAAAAGUGUGCAGACCAAAUGGAAUUGCAUGCUGUCCAGUUGGCACUGGAAACUAGUUUGUAUAGACAAAAUAUGUUAAAAAUGAUUGCAGAUGUAAAAUCGCACACAAUAAAUAAGAAAGCUUACAAACGAUUAAUAAUAUUUUUAGAAAAACCUAAAGAUAGAAUUGAUUGUGCUAUACAAACAGAUGACACAUGGAUGGACUUGGAAGGAAUGUGUCAAACAAAUGUACAAAAUGUAUCUAUUACAUCUGUAGAUUGUGAGAAACCAUCACAAAUAGCAUUACCAAUCGUGGAUUCUAACAGCUUCUGCGAAAGUGCUAUAGAAGAUUAUAAUGAAACAGAUGCACUGCAAAGCAGUUAUGUUACAAAAGAUGAAUCUGAUGAUGCUAGUCAAGGGAUUAAGAUUCAAGAUCAGAUUGAUUCUCAUAUAAUGGAUAAUGUAUCUGUCAAAAAUGAUGAUGAAAAUUCACAAGAUUCUUUAUUACAACAUAUGCAAGACAUGUUUUGCGAAAGUGACGAUAGUAGUGAUCUCACGAGAUUAAUUGAGAAACAUUCUGGUGUUACUAAAGCAAAUAUUGAUAAAGAAAUUAAUAAGAUAUGUUUAGAAGCGGACAUUGCAGGCUCAAAUCUUUUUCAUGUUCCACUGGGUAAUAAUGUGUCAAAGCCUAAUCUAGCAAAAGUGAGUGAAGGAAGAAUUAGCUUUAGUCGCUAUAAAGAAAUGCAAAGUAGAAAAGCCAUUAAACAAAAAGGAAUUAAUGCUAACGAAACUAUCGAAAGUAAACAAAAACAGAAGAUGAGUGCUAUUUGGUUCGUGGAACGUGUGCAUCAAGUUUCGAAAUUGAAAGAUAAAAUGACCGAGUUAUCAUUGACAAAUUAUCGAAGGCAUGGAAGAAUAAAAGAAAAAUUUCUUCGUCUGUUUGGGGAAUUUGAGGAAGAGGAUAUGAUGCCAGAUUCACCAAUCUGUAUAGAGGAACAUUUACCAGCUUGUAAAGAAAGAAUUGCACCUUGGAUUGUAAAAUAUUUAAUGCCAUUCUACAAAAAAAGAAGAAUCAAAGAUCGUCAGCUAUUCAAAGCUGUUGCCAAGUAUAUCACAGAUAUGCUUAUUUUAGAGAAUACUUUUCCAGAACAAGAGUGUGUAAGCAAGUAUAUAGAAGAUUACUUCAAGAACAAGAAGUUUAUUAAGAAUAAACAGGAUAUAUAUGUAUAGGAUAACUCCGGUAUUUACUUUUCCUUAAUCACAAAAAGUAAGAAUAAAGGUGAGAAAUAAGA
Molecule: messenger RNA, 1845 nt
Organism: Solenopsis invicta (red fire ant)
Lineage: Eukaryota; Metazoa; Arthropoda; Insecta; Hymenoptera; Formicidae
Exons: 4
Coding region: 251-1783 (510 amino acids)
Source: RefSeq, a predicted model, not a curated record